CCUGGAAGCUAGACUCCUUUACGGGCAGAAAAACCUUAUAAAUGGCCCUUCAUACAUGACAGAAGGAUCAGGUCGUCAUCGCUUAAAUCUCAUUCACACCAAGAUAAGUCGCGAUGGAAGGCUCCGUCUUCUUCAACUUAAUCGCAUACUUUACGUCCUUUAGAGUUUGCAACAUAGCCAUCUUCACCAGAGGAAUCCUUUGCGGUUGUUUACUGAUCAUCCGCCUUCUUUUCACCCCCAUCAAGUGUAUCGUUCAAGAUGAGCCCUUUGUUGAGGAGGAGGAGGAGGAAGGCGAAGACGAGGCCUUGCCGCCCAAGGAAUGUGAGUCAUGCAACAAUAGAGGAGAACUAACCUAUGAUGAUAUUAAAUUGGUCAUGAGAAGUCUUGGAAUGGUGGGUUGGAGGAGUGAUGAAGUGGGGGAGAGUGGAGGUGAUGGCAAGUGCAAGGAGUGUAGACUAGUGGAAGGAGUUCAUGUGUUGUUGGAGGAGAAAGAAGCUAGUUUGGAGGAGUUGGAGGAAGCAUUUUAUGUGUUUGACAGGAACGAGGACGGAUUCAUUAGCCCCAGGGAACUAUGGGCUGUGUUGAGGAGGUUGGGAUGGGAGGGGAUGAAGCUGGAGGAUUGUGAGAGGAUGAUACGAGUAUUUGAUGAGGAUGGUGAUGGGAGGAUUGAUUUCAGAGAGUUCAAGAGCUUGAUGGAGAACGCUAGCUAAGUAGCUUAUUUUCUGCUCCUCUUUUCUUUUUCUUUUUUUGUCCACCCCUUUCAGUACUGCCUGCAAGGAGUUUGUGGUUAGAUGCUCCGUUCUGCACUCAGUUUAAUUUUAUGUUAGUAUGAAUGAUCAGAAUGGUACUUAGCUUUUGAUAUGGCAAA
Molecule: messenger RNA, 868 nt
Organism: Phoenix dactylifera (date palm)
Lineage: Eukaryota; Viridiplantae; Streptophyta; Magnoliopsida; Arecales; Arecaceae
Product: calmodulin-like protein 2
Molecular function (GO): calcium ion binding
Source: RefSeq, a predicted model, not a curated record